GUCCUUUUCACAGAAGCGGAAUCUCAGGGCCCACAUGUCCUGUCAUGCAGGAAAGAAGACCUAAAAGUCGGGGGCUUGCAGUUUUUUGUUCCUCAGCGUUGGGGUCCCUGGAGCAGUGCGAGUCGCUCGUGUGCCACCUCUGUCCGCAGACAUUCGCUCAGAAAGCCCACCUGGAACAGCAUGUGCGCAGCCACACAGGAGAGCGUCGCUACCAGUGCCAUCUGUGCCUGGAGACAUUCACUAGUAGCUACAACCGUUCCUCGCCGUUGGGGUCCUUGGAGCAGUGCGAGUCGUUCGUGUCCGUGCACGGCCGGCUGCAUUCCUGCUGGUUGUGCCCUUACAAGACCAAGCAAAAGUCGCAUUUGACGGCUCAUGUGCGCACACACUCGGGCGAGCGCCCCUUCAAGUGUCACCUUUGCCCGCGCGCAUUCGCUCAGAAUUCCGACCGUAUACGGCAUCUGCGCACACACUCAGGAGAGCGCCCCUAUCAAUGCCACGUGUGCCAGGACACAUUCAAGAGAAGUACCAGCCUUACGCAUCAUCUGCGCAGCCACACGGGAGAGUGUCCCUAUCCGUGCCACCUUUGCCCACGCAAAUUCAACCAGAGUGCCCCCCUGAAACGGCAUCUGCAGGUCCACACAGGAGAGCGUCCCUUUUCGUGCCUGUACUGCAAUGCGACCUUUUCACAGAAGGGGAAUCUCACGGCCCACAUGUCCUGUCAUGCAGGAAAGAAGACCUAAAAGCCGGGGGCUUGCAGUUUUUCGGAAGCCGACAGCCAAGACCACAGCCAAAGCAGCAGCCAGAGUAGUAAUGGCUAGCAGGGCACAUCCCACCUGAACACUUGAUUUCUCACCGCAGCCUGCUGACCAGGAGCCUGCACAGUUGAAGCCAUGGUUGCCGUGACAGUUCCCUCUUUCAAUGUUGCCAACAUUGUAGCAUUUGGAUUAUGUAUUGUUGAGAUAAUGCCAGCGAGUCUGGGCAUUAUGCACUAUUUACUCUUUGAAACAGCAUUCCGUAAUCUAUGUUAUGCAGUGAGAUUGAUAUUGGUGCAUUUUCUUCAAAUAAAUGCGUGGUCUAGAUACGAGACAACAGAUUAAAUUGGGCAAGUUCAUUGUUUGCCACUGAAGUAAGCACGGUACAGAUGACAGAUUCAUAAUGCCCUUUCUGCAUUCCAUUUUCUCUUCUCUUGUUGUGCUACAUUUUAUUUAUUUGUGUUUAUUUAUAUUGAUACAUAUGCUGUGGGCUAUGGCACGAUUGUGGAAAUUGUCCAAUAUAUCAUAUAUCUUGUGCUAUAUGCUUAUUCUCUCCACAAGACCUGUCUCACCCUUAUAUAUGUGCCAGUUAUUGCUAAGGGUGACACCUGAUAUUAGUGCAUGUACUCUCACCCUAAAUUUGGAAUCAAGCCUUCAACACUAAUCCUUACUUUAAGGAUAUUAGCCUUACGUGCCUUGUAAAACCCAUUUCUCUGCUGAGUGCAAUGAAUGUUAGUUAUAUAUGUUUUAAUACUAUCGACAUGUUUCUCCUAAGUUACCUUAUAGAUUUGCAUUGUCUUUCUACAGAUUUAUUAAGACCGUGACCUAAGGUAUAUGAGUACCUUGUGCAUGUUGCCAAUGCGUAAUGAAUUUAGCUGGCCAUAUGAGAUAAUGAGCUUCUUUUGACCUACCCGCCGUGGUGGCUCAGUCAGCUAAGGCGUUGCGCUGCUGAGCACGAGAUCGCGGGAUUGAAUCCCGGCCGCAUUUCGAUGGAGGCAAAAUGCAAAAUGCAAAAGUUAACAUAAGGUUACCUGAAAUAGUGGUUAUAUAGGAAUAAUAAGAAGGGGGCGACAGCAGGGUGAAUAAUGGUUGAUAUGAACUGAUGAAUGCUUCUUUUCAGUGUCCUUUAACAUUGCGAAUAUCAAUACGUGAUUAUGCUAACAUGUUAGCAAUGCAUAGUUUGACUCUCUGUUUUUUUUCUUGAACUUUAUGGUGUUCAGAGAAAGUGAUGCAAUUAGCCCAAAGAAUUGAAGCUACUGCACAAACAUUAAGCAUUUCUGGAUCUCAGGAAAGGCUACAUGUUCUCUGGUUUCGAGUGUAGCACCUUCUUGCAUUGUACAUUUUGUCUCAGUUGUGAACUUGGUUCUUUGAACUGCAUUUGCUUUCACUUUGCACUUUACUGGUAUUCAUUAAUUGUCAAUACAGUUUUACUGCACAGUGUACUUAGCAUUGCUAUUCUUUUUACUUUUUGAGAAGGCAGUAUUGUUCACAUUAUUAUAGCAAACAGAUUUCUUGUACUGUAGUUUUGUUGAAGUGCCAUGAAUGUAUGGUUCUUAUGUUGUGUUUGUAGCAACCAUUAUAUGCCUCAUUGCAUACUCUGUUGUACAAUUUUGAAUCGGUACUAGAAAUAGUUCUAAUUGCUUUUUACACCCUACACAGACUAUACUGUCUUCUAAUGCAUUUUAGCGAGUCUGUAGCUGUUGGUUGCAAGUACCUGUCUCUGGCAGUCAAACUACAAGCGUCCACAUGCACUGAUGGCUCCACAUUCAAUACUUACCAUGUAGCUCCAGCAGCAGCAUUUCUAUGGCGAACAUUAAUUUUCAAAUUCCAGGGUUUCUAUGUCUUACAAGUAGUGUUUUAUUAAUGGUCACUUGGUCUGCAGCACACAAAAAUAAUCUAGAACAUUUUGCACUUGCAGCAUGCAGUUCAUGCUGUGUUAAGCCAGCUAGGAUUCAGUGUUUUGAUGUCUUGUCUAAAUUAGCUAGCAAGGAAUCCAUAAUGGCAUACCAGAAGUGAAAGGAGCAUCAGUGUACAAUCUUUUAUCCGUGUCUUCACUUCGCAACAUAUUUACACCUGUGAGAAAAACAGUGCCUGUUACACGGAAGUGUUUAUAUUUUUGUGCCUCAC
This is a messenger RNA of Dermacentor silvarum, 2879 nucleotides long. Its product is annotated as zinc finger protein 596-like. Lineage: Eukaryota; Metazoa; Arthropoda; Arachnida; Ixodida; Ixodidae. The coding region runs from base 45 to 740 and encodes 231 amino acids. The transcript is spliced from 4 exons. The record is from RefSeq and is a predicted model, not a curated record.